This is a messenger RNA of Anastrepha ludens (Mexican fruit fly), 2190 nucleotides long. Its product is annotated as post-GPI attachment to proteins factor 2-like. The record is from RefSeq and is a predicted model, not a curated record. The transcript has 5 exons. Gene Ontology annotation, cellular component: Golgi membrane; endoplasmic reticulum membrane. Bases 565 to 1671 code for a protein of 368 amino acids. Gene Ontology annotation, biological process: GPI anchor biosynthetic process. Lineage: Eukaryota; Metazoa; Arthropoda; Insecta; Diptera; Tephritidae.
AGUGAUUGAAUGUGGGGAAAAAUCGAAAUCGAAAUUUGUUAUUUAGAAAAUUUUCAAAAGUCGCUGACUAAGUGAAUCUAAGUGAAUUGAUUAUAAAACCCAUGGAUAUGAAAAAGUAAAAACAAGACGCACAAUUCAUAGUGAGGCAAAUACAUAGUUGAUGGUGCACAUGCGAGUAUGCGUGUAUGAAUAUUUGUUCGCCACCCACGCAUAUAGUUGAAGAAGCGACGGCUUGCAGCCUCACUCAGGCAGCGUGUUAGCGAAAAAAUCGAUAUUUCUUGAAUAUUUACGUAAAGUAUAAAUAAAAUGCAAAGCAUGUGGCAAGUGCAGGGCAAAGUGAAAUUUUAGCAUAAAGCCAAUUUAAAAACAUACGUUCAGCGAGCAACCAGGCAGCAAAGCCUUGCUAUUAUUUUGUGAGAGUCUAUCGGCGGAGUGAAGUUUGUGCAAAUAAAGUUUAUUUGCGCAUACGAGCACUCGUACUCACCUACAUAUAAGUUUUAUUCAUAGCGGCUGUGUUCGGGUGUGUUUUUGUUUUUGUGUUUGGAGCGUCAGGCCUGUGCUGCAAUGAUGGAUGGUGUGACCGCGAAUGCUGAAUUGAAAGAUAUGUCCGACUCCAGUGAUAGGCCGAGUUCAGCUUGUGACAGCAGUGGUGCAGUCUUGCGUAACUCAAAGAAUUUGACGGCAUUACCGCUGGCUCAGCAGGCCAACGAGCACUCGAAUGAUGAUGAGCAGUUGUUUUGCGCAACAGCAACAAAAACAACAACAGCCGCAACGACAGCAGCCGCCGCUACCGCUACCGCUAACGCCACCGCCGCAGCAACAGUCACAAAUAUGUCUUCGCUGUCAUCGACGUCCACCACGUCUGCAGCGCUCCCCGCUGCCGUGCAUUUCUUGGCCAGCUUCCAUCAGAUUUGUGUGGUGACUGCUCUGCUUCCAUUGGUGACACUAUUCACCUGUUUCGUCACCGCGUACGUCUUCCAAUAUGACGAUGUGCACGAAACGCAUUGCCGUGUCUACAACGUUGUACCAUCGAUAAGUGCCAUUACCGGCGUCAGUCCACAACGCUACUUCUGGCGCCUGAGUAUUGCCUUACACAUCGGACCACGUUUUCCCAUCGCCUUCGUGUAUAAGAAUUAUUACCGCAGUUUGUUGGGCAAUUUGCAGCAACGUCGGCCGCAUCUGGUGGCGAAGGCCGAUAAAAUGAUUACGUUAAUUUUAGUUUUGAAUAUCAUCGAAAUUUCAUCGUUGGGCGGCGUCACCUACAUUUCGAAUAGAGAGAAUUACCCAAUUCACGAAAAAAUCUUCAUUACAUUUAUGGUUUGCUCACUCUGCUACAUGUUGGCCACAAUCAAAUUGCACGGCAUACUCUUCGAGGAUGAAAGCCAACUAUUGCCCCUACAACGCGAUUCAAUCAAAUGGAAGAAAAUACUUUUCACCACCUCCAUUAUCAGUACCGUUGGUUUGUUGGUAUUUUUUGCCAAACACCGUUUCUACUGUCAUGAUUUGGCAUUCAGUUGGUUCGCUUUCUUCGAGUACGUGAUCGCCUUUGCGAAUAUGCUUUUCCAUUUCACAAUCAUUUGGGAUUUCCCAUCGCAAUUUAUGCUAAUCGUGCAGGGAUCGAGAAAUAAAGUUGAGGAAAUGAUCGGUCGAGUGAGCGCGAAGUGGGAUUAAACGCAAUCGGAAUUACAUACGUAGGCCGUUGAUAUUUCACGAGAGCACGAACAUGUACACGAACACAUGUAGAAGGUGCUCGUGUGUAGUAUUCGUUGUGACUUGGAUAUCAAGCGUUAUACACACAAUCAUAUGUGUGUAGGUAUGCAGUUGGAUUCGGUGGUUUGGUAACGGAAUAAAUCAAUUUAUUUUGAUUUGUUAGUGCUUGACAGACGUGUUUGAGUAACUUCGGAGAGCGCGCUUCCACUGUGAAUUAUCACCAAUUCAUUUUUUUAAAGCAUUUCUUUUUGUUUUCGAGAAGUAUAUACAGAAAUACUAGUGCAUAGAUAAGCGUAGUGUGAAGGUAAAAGUCUCCUAACAGCAGCUUGCGAAAAGCCAUAGUUAAAUUCAUUUCAAAACAUGCAAAUAUAUUCACAAGAAAAUGUUUGUAUAUAUAAAUUUAAUUGCACAUAUUUAUAAAUAAUCAUAAAUAAUUUAAAUUAUUUUCGAAAUAAGUUUUAAAAUACAAUAACACUUUUA